Opisthorchis viverrini is the source of this 2273-nucleotide messenger RNA. RefSeq lists its product as hypothetical. Gene Ontology annotation, cellular component: nucleus. Gene Ontology annotation, molecular function: RNA binding; pseudouridine synthase activity. The record is from RefSeq and is a predicted model, not a curated record. Gene Ontology annotation, biological process: mRNA pseudouridine synthesis; tRNA pseudouridine synthesis. The transcript is spliced from 12 exons. Bases 390 to 2273 code for a protein of 627 amino acids. NCBI's taxonomy places the organism in Eukaryota, Metazoa, Platyhelminthes, Trematoda, Opisthorchiida, Opisthorchiidae.
CCGAUGUCCCAACCAAUGAAACUUGGCGGUUGUUUGGUUUUAUGCCGUUCUCUGCGCCUGCUCCGUGACCUUGCAGGUCUUACUGUUUACGGGGGUUGACUCCAUGGAAGGGAAGAUUUACAAACCAAGCAAAUUUCGACGUGUCGUUGACCUCGCUUUCCGUGGAUCUAUAAUUUUUAGCAUCUGCCUUACUGCUGGCGCUACAGCAUAUACUCUCUACCGCGUGGGGAAAUUCUAUAUUUAUGAGAAACCGGCGUUAACGAGACAGCAGAAAGAAUACGCUGAGGCUCUUCUUCGGAAGGAAAAACGUGAGAAGGAACUUGGCCUGCGUUAUUAAGGACCAGUUUUUCGUCCACUGACACCCCUCUGUGACGCGCCCACGCCGUUUUAUGCGCCGCCGCCUCUUCCUUAUUUGUCACUCUCUGCGCGACCUAUUCAUUUCAAUGUUGAACAAAAACCGUGUUUUGAAACGUCCUGCUCCGGAAGACGAGAGCCUACUUGGGUCGACCAAACUGGCUGCAGUUGAUGGAGACCCCCCCGUUAAAAAGAAGGUACAUGCGAUCCUUAUGAUGUACUGUGGAUGGGGGUACUACGGUAUGCAAAGGACCCCCACUCACCCUACCAUCGAAGGCGAACUUUCCAAAGCUCUUUUUGCGUGUGGUUACCUUGCAGACUUCACAGGGGAAGCUUACAGGAAGCUCCCGGAAAAUGAAAACGUCACCGAGAAAUUGAAUUCUGUCCUCCCCGAACAUAUACGUAUUUUAGAUGCCAUUCGUGCAACACGAAGCUUCUCGGCAAACACUGCUUGUAGUCACCGAGUUUACGAUUAUUUGCUUCCUACGUAUGCGCUCGCUCCGCGGGACUUCACUACCGAUGACUUGGUUUAUCGAUCCUUUCGGGUUUCCGCAACUACACUGACGCAUGCGAAUGUGGUACUCAAACGUUUCAAAGGAACUCAUAAUUUUUACAACUUCACUUCGGGGCGACUCCCCACAGAUAGUAGCUGUAACAGAUACAUCAUAUCAGUCGAAUGCCUACCGCCAUUUCUUUAUGAAGAUUGUGAAUAUUGCGUUAUACGAGUUGUUGGACAAUCGUUCAUGCUUCAUCAGAUCCGAAAAAUGAUUGGCCUGAUGAUUGCAAUAGUUCGUGGAAAUACUACGGAGGAUGUGUUUGACUGCGUUUUUGGCACGAAACGAGUCGAUAUCCCCAAGGCUCCAGGUCUCGGUCUGAUGCUCAGCGAAGUCAACUACGAUAGGUACAAUGCAAGAUUCGGAGAAGAUGGUUUUCAUGACCCCAUUGUUUGGUCCAAAUACGAGAAACAAAUGGAUGAAUUCAAACUGAAUUAUAUUUACAAACAUAUCCACGAGAAAGAAAUCGAAGAACGAUCUAUGAUCGAUUGGCUCAAUUCCUUGGAUGUCCACAAUUAUGGUUACCGUGUACCCUCCAGUCCUAUCCCGCUUAAACCUGCUGAGGUGAACCCCAUCCCAGUUGCGCCCCAUAUGCCUAUUGAGUCCUUACCUGAUAAGUGUUAUCCCCUCCCUCUUUGUGUAGCGCUUUCAUUGAAGGUUGACCAUGAACGCUGUAACUAUGAGAAUCAAGGUGGGUUUCGCCCUGACCGCAGAUACAUCAACCAUAUCUGUACAUUGAAACAAAUUGUUAAACUACACCACUGCUUCCAACGUCCCACGUUGGUUGUUUCUCUUUAUCUGAAGUCUGCUUUAGACGCUGUUGAUCGUGAAGAACUUUGGAGAUUUAUAUCCCUUAUGCGGACACUAUGCGAACUCCUGUGGACGCGUACGAUUACACGGCGAACUUUCGCCCGAGCUGCCCUCUCACCUUUGGUCUUCAACUUUGUUAAUGACACGGUGUAUGAAAUCCCUCUGCCUGCCUCCGACACCUCGGGAGUCGAAAUGCUUCCGGGACUUCCCCUCACAGACAUUGAGUAUGCGGACGAUAUUGCCCUCCUUGAUUCAGAUCCUUUCCGAAUACAAACCAUUUUAAAUAACCUGAAUAACUCUGCCGUACGGUUUGACAUGCGUUUCGCACCUGCUGCUAUAAGAUUGGGUGGGAUCAAACCCAAAGCUCAUGCCUGCAGACGGGCUAAUCGAUGUGGUUUAUCUGGCAAGCUGUAUAAGUUCCGGUGGACUGGCUCGAAUCGGAAAUGUCAGGACAGCUUCUACCAAACUCCCACACCUAUGGCGCCGACGUGUCGUCAGUUUGUCCGUCAAGGGAGGAUUUUGCGAUGCGGUGGUGCGAUCCAUACUGCGUUAUGA